AUCGGAUUCUGCAAAAGUUUGCCUCGCCGCCAUGGAAAGGUCUCGGGGGCUGCCACUGUUACUGCUGCUGUUGCUACUACUGGCCUCCUCCGCCGAAGGUCUUGCUAGUGGAAUAAGAGAAGCAAAGGAAUUUGGCUUGACAACAUCUACAAAGUCAUAUUCACAUGAAAUGGACUCAGUUGGUGUACAACCGGUAGCCCAGUCCUUUCUGCCCCGGUUAAAUUAUACUUCUCCAGUCAGUGCACUGUCAUCUCCUAUGGAUUCCAGGCUUGCAAAGAUCAAUACGGUCACCUCAUCAGGAGAUCAUGCAGGUCAUCUUCUCCGGUCAAUUAAGUUUAAUCCUACAGUAGGAACUAUACUAAGCGCUGAACAUAUGGACAUCAAAUUUAAUUGCUCGAUCAAUGUUCCCAAGUCACUGGUCAACCAAGACUUCCCACUUUUUACCUUGUGGAAGAAUGGGAAGGAAAUUCUUGAUGUUGGCAGGAUAGCCAGCCAAUAUUACCAGUUUGAUGAUAAUGAAAUAACCACUAUGAAAGCUGCUUUCAG
Molecule: messenger RNA, 546 nt
Organism: Protobothrops mucrosquamatus (brown spotted pit viper)
Lineage: Eukaryota; Metazoa; Chordata; Lepidosauria; Squamata; Viperidae
Product: tyrosine-protein kinase Mer-like
Exons: 2
Source: RefSeq, a predicted model, not a curated record